Molecule: messenger RNA, 405 nt
Organism: Colletotrichum siamense
Lineage: Eukaryota; Fungi; Ascomycota; Sordariomycetes; Glomerellales; Glomerellaceae
Gene: TPRL2-0
Product: Tropinone reductase-like 2
Exons: 4
Coding region: 1-405 (134 amino acids)
Source: RefSeq, a predicted model, not a curated record
AUGACCACUUAUAUCAUCAACGACGGGGAGUUUGAAAAACUCCAGAACAAGGUGAUUCUCGUCACUGGUGGUGCUGCCGGCAUUGGCCGAGCCAUUGUGACUCUCGCUCAUGAGAAUGGCGCCAAAGUAGCGUUCUGCGACGUCGACGAGGCUCGAGGCAAACAAGUGGAGCAGGAGCUUGACGCUAACGCGUUCUUCAAGCGAUGCGACGUAUUUGACUGGGAUGAACUCCUCCACUUCUUCCAAGAAACCGUUUCGAAAUUCGGCCGGAUCGAUACAGUCAUUGCGAACGCCGCAAUUAAUAAGUUAGAGACACUUGAUGAGCCCAUUGAUGACGAUUUGUUGCAUUUGAAGAAGCCGGACCUCUCCGUUCUGAACGUCAACAUUGCUGCAACCUGCGGCUAG